This is a messenger RNA of Lolium rigidum, 2219 nucleotides long. RefSeq names its product putative E3 ubiquitin-protein ligase SINA-like 6. The record is from RefSeq and is a predicted model, not a curated record. NCBI's taxonomy places the organism in Eukaryota, Viridiplantae, Streptophyta, Magnoliopsida, Poales, Poaceae. Gene Ontology annotation, molecular function: zinc ion binding; ubiquitin protein ligase activity. The coding region runs from base 658 to 1638 and encodes 326 amino acids. Gene Ontology annotation, cellular component: cytoplasm. The transcript has 2 exons.
ACAGAAAACCAACAGAUCUGUUAAAAUUGCUAUCCUCUACCUCUCAGAGUCUCAGUUAAUUAACCCCUUUGUAUAACUUACUUGUUUUGCUGCUUUUUCUUUGCCAAUUUUCCGAAGACAAUUGCCCAUCUAACUUAUGACUAUAAAAAAAGUGUUACUCCCCCCGAUCCAAAUUAUCACUGAAUCGGCGACAAAUGAUUUGGAUCAGGGGGAGGACAUACCUCUUUCGCUGUCUAUGUCAGAUUAUUUGCAUAUGCAUGGCCGCGCUCAAUACCCAAUAAUAUAUACUCUACUGUCAUAGCUUUUUUUUGGAGGGAUUUGUACUGUAUAAUAGGCUAGAAAAACCUAAAGGCAGUUUAGAAAUUUAUAGACGUCCUAAUGAACCUAGAGUCAGAGGACUGCAGUUUUACGCCUGUUGGUUUUCUUGUUUUGGAAGAGAAGAAUAUUUUAGCUGAUUUUCCUCAUAAGGUGUGUGCUGAUAUGACACUAGUGUCACUUCCAGUCCCAUUACUUCUAUCAAUGAUUCAGUAUAUCUUGUGGAACAGGGAAACGUAGCAGUGGACUUAUUUUGAGCAGUAUGUUUGGAUCACGGGUGCGCUCAUAGUACUAGCAGUACGCCAAACAAUCUAUUGCUGGUACCUUAAGGUUUUGUUGGGGAUGGACGGCAGUAGCUCCAACAAGAGAACGGUUGAAGCUCUGCCAGAGGUAGAGCGGAGCACCAAGAGGCUUAAUGUCAGCAUUGGAGCGGAGACCCUUGAUUGCCCCAUCUGCUUUGAGCCCUUAAGGCCCCCGAUAUUCCAGUGCUCUAUCGGUCAUUGCAUAUGCUCCUCUUGCCAUGGCAAGCUGAUGAAAAAGAAGUGUCACUUAUGCUGUGUCGAAACAUCCUUCAAGCGCUGCUUUGGGAUGGAAUAUGUCGUCCAGUCAGUCAUAGUUCCUUGCUACAAUGCCAAGUACGGAUGCACCGUGAAGGUGACCUACUACCAGAAAGAAGAACACAAGAAGGCAUGCCAGAAUGCCCCAUGCUUCUGCCCAGAGUCUGCUUGUGGCUUCGCUGGACCAAUACAGGUGCUCCUAGACCAUUUCACCACCAAGCACAAGUGUCCAUUGACAGUCCUCCCAGACUCUGGCACAACAUCUCUACAUUUACAAAUGGGCUUAAAUGUUCUGCAAUGCACCGAGACCAGCUACUUUUUCUUGCUCAGCAUGGCAUUAGAACCUUUUGGACAUGCCAUUUCAGUCGUCUGCGUCCAACCAAACGUUAUAGAACCCAAAUUCUCAUGUACUAUGGAUUACAACUGCAUGAUAACCGGCUAUUGUGAAAGUACAAGUUGCCACAUAAGAAGCUCUUCGCUCUCUGAUGGGCUACCGACAGAGUAUGAUUUGAUACUUCCCAAGGGAAAGAUUUCUGAUGAUCGAGAAGGCAUCAUGCUCACAACCACCAUUCAUCAACCUUUGAGACUCAGCAGAUCCCGUCUUCGAGGAAAGGGUGCGGCUCCUGCUCUUGAGACUGAUGAUGAGGAUAAUCUACCUUUAACUUCAAUUGUCAACAGAUCCCAUCUCCAAGGAACCGGCCCAACAUCUAAUCUUCGACAAUUUUCCUUUUCUGACGACGACGAUGACGAUGAUGAUGAUAUAUAACUUGGUGCACUGGUCAUGCCCGUGCAUGCUAAAGGUUUUGCAUGGACUGGCCGUUGUUAUACCUGGCUUUCAUUAUUCUGGUUCCAAAAGAUAUAUAUGUCAACAGUCUUUAUGAUCUCAAGCUCCGUCAACACAUUAGGCGAGCAGUUGUGUGGUUGUGAGUCUGACUGCAUGGAUCUGAUUGCAGCUUUGAGCUUUCGGUCUAAUGAUGCUGCCAACGUCAUAAUUUUAGAGGAAGUCAGCCUCCUGGUGAUGCAUCUUCCAAGGGUAACGUUUUGGAUGAUGUAAUAACAGUCCUAUUGAAGGUACCCUGAGUUAGAAGGAAAAGCAUCAUGGCUCUUUCGGCAAUGCAGCUGCUAGCAAAUAGUAUAUGUUCAUGCUAGUAUUUUUCGACACAUCACAUUAGUAGUUUAGUACUGAUUGUGAACAACCACAUGUUAGUUAUUUUGUUUAGACUCUCCUGGUUGCUGUCUGUGCCUGAGAUCCAUCAUGAAAUGUUUUCCAGAAUCGUGUUGUGGCCAAUUAGAUGUUUGAUUAUCUGAAAAGAAACCUGCAAUUUAUUUGAGGAUUGCUCGAUGAUU